Messenger RNA from Rhizophagus irregularis DAOM 181602=DAOM 197198, 1800 nucleotides. The record is from RefSeq and is a predicted model, not a curated record. NCBI's taxonomy places the organism in Eukaryota, Fungi, Glomeromycota, Glomeromycetes, Glomerales, Glomeraceae.
AUGUCUGAGCUUGAUGAAAUAAUAACAAUAUUUGGUGUUGGGGACUAUGUUUGGGUGCCGUGGAGUACUAUUAUUAACUCUAUUUCAAUAAAAGUUAAAAACGAGUCCGAAAGCUCAAUAAUAACAAACAAACUUAUCAGAUAUUGGCCAGCUUUCGUACUUGAAAGGCACGUAACAACAAAGUUGCGAAAAGUCGCUUAUGCGCGUAUAGUACCGACUUCCACUCCUCAAAAUGGCAACACUUUAUCCCCAAAAUAUUUGGUCAAACUGAUCGGUCUUAACGUGAACCAAGUUUUCUAUGAAAAGAGCCUCAGGUCUUGGCUUUCUUUUAACCCUAAUCCGCUUCCAGAAAUUAUGAUGAUUAACGAUUAUAAUUUCUCUGGCCAAGAUAUCUCAUUGUCGGACAUAACAAUCGAAAAACUCACUGUUCUUUACGUUCAAGCUGUACAAAAAGUUUCGAAUAAACUUAGACCAGCGUUUGAUUCACGUGAUAAUGAUUUUGAAACUUCAACUGCAGAACCCGUUAAGACUAAUUCAAGCAGUCCUGCUCGUUUAAAGAUAAUUUAUAAUAGAAAUUCCAAAGACUCGGCAAAUUCUCAAACGUCUAUUUAUAAACCUAUAGCUUCUUCAAUAAAUGCUAAUACUCUUUUGGGCUCUAUUGAUUUUGGAGGACAUGACAGAGACCAAGAAAAGGAAUCAGAUUGUGAAACUAAAAAGACUUUUAAAUUACAAACAAAUAUUGGUUCUGCUAAUUCAAAUAGUAAUAUUAUCCAAACUCCUUUGAAUGAUUCUGAAAAUACUAAUUCUUUUAUUGUUGAGAAAGUGGUUAAACAAGGUGAAACGCAAGUUUCACCUUAUGAACAACCAAUUGUAUUAACAAAAGAACAAGAAUUUACCGAAAAUUUAAAUCUUUCUGGAUCACUCAAAAAGAAAGGCAGCAGAAAACCGUCAAAUAGUUCUAUUACGAAAUUAGAAUCUCCUGCAAAAGUUUUGACCAUCCAGGAUGAAUCAUCGUUACUUAGGAGGACCAGAAAUGGAUCCGUAUUUGGGAAGUGGCGCGCGUCAAAACGAUCGCGUCGUGCCCAAAAUCUUGAACAAGAUGAUUCUUUUAUUAUUUCAAAAGCGGAUGCUGUUCAAACGAAAGAUUCUGCAUCAAAAAGAAAACUGAAAAUUGGCGUCAAGAAAACACCUAUUGAUCAAUCAAGAUGUCCCAAUCAGGUAAACAAAGAUGAAACUGAGUUACGAGCAAACGAAAAUAAGAGAAGAAAAAUUCAAGAUGCUUCAGCUAAAGAGGAUGACCUUAUUGGGAAUAGUAUUGAUGAUAAACCGAUGGAAAUUAAUUCAGAACCAAAUAAUUUCAUCGUAGAAUGUAAUAAUACGGUAAAGUCGAUGCUUAAGCCUAAUGCAACAAGGAUGGAACUUUAUAAAAGAAAAAAUGAAGGCAAGUCGAACCCUAAAACUCAGAAUACUACUCAAAUAUUACAAACAAAAGCCAAGUCAAGAAAAGUUAAGAAAGAAAAAAAGAUACGGAGUCACUCAAACUAUAACACUAAGAGUGCAUUAAAUGUUGCCUCAUUAGAUUUAAACCAAACUCUCGUUGAAGACAAUUAUAUGCAACAGGAUGAUGUUUCCGGUAUGAUUGAAAUGAAAAAUGAGCAAGAAAGAAUUGUAAAUAAUAUAAAUAAUAUGAAUGGUGGUAAUAAUUCAUUAUCGUUGGUCUUUUCAUCUCCAAUACAAUCAUUCCGUUCUGUUUUGGGAUUUGGUAACAUCUUUUCAUGGAAUAAAAGUAUCGAUAUUUAA